CGUCCUACGCGCUUCUCUUAAAUGUCCUCUUUAAACGUUCGUAUUAAUCAUCUCUUCUAAUUUGACAGUUUUGUCAUGACGCUAAAGCAUUUAGCUUGAUUUCCCUGCAGAUUUGUCGUUCAAAAGGCGAGUGUAUUUGUGUUUUCACGCGGUGUUCUGCCGGAGGAGUUUGAGCGGCGCUCUUUCUGUUUCCGGCGCAGUGAGAGCAGAGGUGUGAUUCACAGCAGCAGCUCCGAGAUGCAGGAUCCGAACGCAGACACCGAGUGGAAUGACAUCCUCCGGAAGAAGGGCAUCCUUCCUCCCAAAGAGACACCAGCGGAGGAAGAGGAAGAGGAGCAGCUUCAUCAGGCGCAGUCUGUGGUGAAGACGUAUGAGAGCAUGACUCUGGAGGAGCUGGAGGAGAAUGAAGAUGAGUUCGGUGAGGAAGAUGAGCUGGCCAUGGAGAUGUACAGACAGAAGCGGCUGGCCGAGUGGAAGGCCAAUCAGCUGAAGAACAGGUUUGUGGAGGUCAGCGAGAUCUCGGGGCAGGAUUACGUGCAGGAGGUCAAUAAAGCCGGAGCGGGAAUCUGGGUGGUGCUGCACCUCUACAAACCAGGGAUCCCUCUGUGUACGCUGAUAAACCAGCAUCUCUCUCAGCUGGCCCGGAAGUUUCCUCAGACCAAGUUCCUGAAGUCCAUCUCCAACACCUGCAUUCCCAACUACCCUGACCACAACCUGCCCACCAUCUUCGUCUAUCACGAGGGGGAGAUGAAGGCUCAGUUCAUCGGGCCGCUGGUGUUCGGAGGAAUGAACCUCAGCUGUGACGAGCUGGAGUGGCGUCUGUCUGAGUCCGGAGCGGUUCAGACGGAUCUGGAGGAGAACCCCAGGAAACAGAUCCAGGAUCAGCUGCUGACGUCCAUCCGCUGCUCCGCACCGAGCCGGAGAGACGAGGACUCGGACGAGGACUGACCACAUCACAUCACCUACUGACCACACGCACCACAUCUACACUGUUUUAUACCAUCUCUAAUAACACAGCCUGUCACUUCUACACUUUUAUUCUAUAAACUUGUUCUAUGAUUUGAGUGUUUUACUGUGUGUGUGUCAGGGCUUCUGUGGGGCUGAUGAAGGGCAAUAUAAUAUUUAAGACUAAAUUAAAUACAAUGUGUCGCUUUAAAGUUUGAAAAGACAACUUCCUGCAGAUCAUAAAAAGGCUUCAUGUGUCAGGUUUUUAACACUUGAUGGCUUCGCUGGUUUCCGUUCUCUCCCAGCUCAAACAGAUCUUCCUGUCGUAUUAUUAAGUGAUAUUUAGGGACAUAAAUAAAUCCAUCACAGGCGAUUUCCCAUCAAUUUCCUUUCAGCGUUUACCCCCCCCCCAGGUAUUU
Messenger RNA from Carassius auratus (goldfish), 1364 nucleotides. RefSeq names its product phosducin-like 3 (gene pdcl3). Gene Ontology annotation, biological process: angiogenesis; protein folding; positive regulation of gene expression. The record is from RefSeq and is a predicted model, not a curated record. The transcript has 6 exons. The coding region runs from base 238 to 948 and encodes 236 amino acids. NCBI's taxonomy places the organism in Eukaryota, Metazoa, Chordata, Actinopteri, Cypriniformes, Cyprinidae. Gene Ontology annotation, molecular function: protein folding chaperone; vascular endothelial growth factor receptor 2 binding. Gene Ontology annotation, cellular component: cytoplasm.